Molecule: messenger RNA, 2044 nt
Organism: Triticum urartu
Lineage: Eukaryota; Viridiplantae; Streptophyta; Magnoliopsida; Poales; Poaceae
Source: RefSeq, a predicted model, not a curated record
GCAAAGCUCUUCCCACUGCGUACGAACUCCCCGGCCAUUCCCGACGCCGAUGCCCCGCCGCCGCUGAUCUCCACCCUCCGUCCGCAUCCUGCAUCCACCCCUCCGCCUCCGCUGCUCCUCCCCAACCUGCACCUCUCCCAUGUCCGGUCUCCGCCACCCGCACUGAUUUACCUCUCCGUUGUCUCGCCUCCGUCUCCGCCACUCCUUCACCACGCCGAUGUCCAACCUCCGCCUCCUCCGCCGCAGCUCCUCCUCCAUGUCCACCACCACGUCGCCACUCUCACGGGCCUGGUCCCCCCAUUCGGCCUUUGCCGCGGCCACAGAGCGCGUGCGCGCUGGGACGCUCAGCCAAGACGAUGCACACCACCUGUUCGACGAAUUGCUGCGGCAGGCCAACCCGGUCCCCGGGCGCUCCCUGAACGGCUUCCUCGCUGCCCUCGCACGUGCUACGUCCUCUGCCUCCUGCAUCAGAGAUGGUCCCGCCCUCGCCGUCGCCCUCUUCAACCGCGUGUGCCGAGAACAGGCCGGCCUGCGGGUGGCGCCUCUCACAGUCCACACCUACGGCAUCCUCAUGGACUGCUGCUGCCGCGCGUCUCACCCAGAUCUAGGGCUUGCCUUCUUUGGUCGCCUCCUCAGGACGGGCCUCAAGACAAAUGAGAUCGUCGCCAACACCUUCCUCAAGUGCCUCUGCUACGCCAAUCGUACGGAAGAGGCUGUCAACGUGCUGCUUCAUAGGAUGCCCGAGUUUGGCUGUGUACCUAAUGCCUUCUCAUACAACACUGUUCUGAAGAGCUUAUGUGACAAUGGCAUGAGCCAGCAGGGGCUCGAGCUGCUCAAGAUGAUUGCAAAAGAAGGAGGUGUCUGCUCUCUCGAUCUGGUGGCAUAUAACACGGUCAUCCAUGGCUUUUUCAAGGACGGUGAAAUAGGCAAGGCAUGCAAUCUAUUCCAUGAAAUGAUCCAUCAAGGGGUUGAGCCCGAUGUGGUGACUUACGACGCGGUCAUUGAUGAGUUGUGCAAGGCCAGAGCAAUGGACAAGGCAGAAGUAGUCCUUCAGCAGAUGGUUGAUAAAGGUGUUCAACCUGAUACAGUGACAUAUAAUUGCAUGAUCCAUGGAUAUUCCAUAUCUGGACGGUGGAAAGAGGCUGCUAAACUGUUCAGAGAAAUGACAAGCCGGGGUCUUAUACCAAAUAUUGUUACUUGUGGCUCGUUAAUGACUUCCCUUUGCAAGCAUGGAAGAAGCAAAGAAGCUAGAGAAAUAUUUGAUUCCAUGACUGCCAAAGGCCACAGAGCUAAUGUCGUCUCAUACUCUAUUUUGCUUCAUGGGUAUGCCAAUGAAGGAUGCUUUGGUGAUAUGAUUGAUCUCUUUAAUUCAAUGAAAAGCAACGGUAUUGCAGCCGACUGCCGUGUUUUCAACAUAUUAAUUAAUGGAUAUGCUAAACGUGGAAUGAUGGAUGAAGCUGUGCUGAUAUUUACUGAAAUGCGGGAAAAAGGAGUGAGUCCUGAUGUAGUCACCUAUACCACUGUAAUAGCCGCACUUUCCAGAAUGGGUAGGUUGACCGAUGCUGUGGACAAAUUCGAUGAGAUGAUUGCAAUGGGAGUACAGCCAAGCAUACCUGUUUAUCAGUCCCUGAUUCAGGGUUUUUGCAUCGAUGGUGAUUUGGUUAAAGCCAAGGAGCUGGUUUCUGAAAUGAUGAACAAAGGUAUUCCUUGUCCUAACAUUGUGUUCUUCAAUUCAGUAAUAAACAGUCUGUGCAAAGAAGGAAGGGUUAUGGAUGCACAUGAUAUCUUUGACUUGGUUAUAGACAUAGGUGAGAGGCCUGAUACCAUUACAUUUAGUUCACUGAUUGACGGAUAUUGCUUAGUCGGCAAGAUGGAUAAAGCAUUCGGAAUGCUUAAUGCCAUGGAAUCAGUUGGUGUUGAGCCUGAUUGUAACGCCCUCGAUGCGGCUAUAUCUCUCACGUGUCGAAGCACGACUUAGAGGCAUAACCGCAUUGAAAGCAAUAUCGCAAGUGAGGUAAUCUUCACACAACUCAUGUAAUACAUA